UCUUAAUCCUCAAUAAUUACUCCUAAUUAAAAAAAAUUGUGAAUUUCGCGUCUCUUUAGCUGCUUAAGUAUAGGACAUGGUCUAUACUACUCAAGUCGUUUAGUGAAUAUAUGUGCUUUUUGCUUAUUGAACCAAUGGAGCAACCCCAGUCUCAUAUCAUUCUCGUACUACAUUUUAUUGCAUAAGAUGCGUCUCUCAUCCAUGCGAGAAUGGAGUGAAUCUCAUCAAAAUUAUGAAAGUCUUGUCGUAAACUCACCUAGAUAGACUCGGUUCUCGAAUUAGAGUUUCAUGUUCUGGUUUUGAGUCUUAAUAUGAUUGCUUGUGUUUCCUUUUAGCGUACUCACCCUCUCUUUUCUUAACCUCAUGAUCUCAACUGAAGGUCAAUGGCAAACUCCAACACGAGAAGAAACCCUCCAACGGUUCCCUCAUCAUCAGAAGCCAAUUCUUGUGGAGCAGCAUGCGAGUCCGACCCGGAAUUGCGAACCUUCGAUGCAAACCUCCAAGCUAGGACAAACCAAGUCCUCAGCACCCUUGCUUCCGGGGUUGAUGUCCGAGCUCUCUCACAGGAAUCUAAAGAGAUGACCGUGUGCCUCUUGGAGAUGAACCAGGAAGUGGUCAAAGUCAUCUUGGAUAGCAAGAAAGACAUCUGGAGAAAUCAAGAGCUGUUCGUGCUCGUCGAGGACUACUUCAAUAGUAGCUCGCACACCCUUGAUUUCUGCGCUGCCCUUGAGAAUUGCUUGAAGCAUGCGUGCAAUGCCCAUUUGCUGAUUUUCGUGGAGCUUCAUCUCUUCAAAGAGGAAGAUGGGGAGGGGUGUUGCAGUUACUCAAAGAUCUCGGAGGAACUGACAAAAUUCAAGGAGACGGGAGACCCCUUCACCGAGGAGUUCUUGGAGAUCUUUCAGGCAAUUCACAAGCAACAAAAGUCCAUACUCAAGAAGCUGUGGAUCAAGAAAAAGAAGAUUGACUGGAAGCUUAAGAGCAUACAGACGUGGAGGAAGGUCUCAGAUAUGAUACUGGUUGCAGCUUUCACAGCCAUUAUGAUCUGUUCAGUCAUGACUGCUGCGGUGGCCGCUCCGCCAGUUGCUGCUGCCCUAGCAGCUGCAACCGCCAUUCCCAUGGAUGCGAUUUGCAAGUGGAUUGACUCCAUUUGGAAGAAUUAUGAGAAUGCACUGGAGGGGCAGGCGGGGGUGAUCACCUCAAUGCAAGCCAGUAUCUUUGUUGCUCUCAAGGGCCUGGACAAAAUCAGAAUUACAAUUGACUCUUUGGAGGUAAAGAUCAAGAGCCUCUUGAAGGAAGCUGAAUUUCCGAUUGAGGAGGGAGGAGAGGCUUUAAAGCUCGGAACAGCAGACAUGAAGAAGAAGCUGAAAGAUUUCAUCAAGGAUGUCGAAGGCCUGGGAAAGCAUGUCGAUAUGUGCAGCCGCAAUAUCCAGAGGUCGAGGAUAGUGGCGCUUCUGAGGAUUAUAAAGCCCCCAACCAAUUGCAAUGGUGCCCCUAUUGCUAUAGAGAAUUGUUGCUAA
This is a messenger RNA of Rhodamnia argentea, 1517 nucleotides long. Its product is annotated as UPF0496 protein At4g34320-like. Lineage: Eukaryota; Viridiplantae; Streptophyta; Magnoliopsida; Myrtales; Myrtaceae. The transcript has 3 exons. Bases 384 to 1517 code for a protein of 377 amino acids. The record is from RefSeq and is a predicted model, not a curated record.